Molecule: messenger RNA, 4701 nt
Organism: Polyodon spathula (Mississippi paddlefish)
Lineage: Eukaryota; Metazoa; Chordata; Actinopteri; Acipenseriformes; Polyodontidae
Product: zinc fingers and homeoboxes protein 2-like
Exons: 3
Coding region: 405-2819 (804 amino acids)
Biological process (GO): regulation of transcription by RNA polymerase II
Cellular component (GO): nucleus
Molecular function (GO): DNA binding; DNA-binding transcription factor activity, RNA polymerase II-specific
Source: RefSeq, a predicted model, not a curated record
ACUCCGGGUGUAAGUGCAUCUGGUAUCGUAUGCAAAUAUAAGUAGUGACGUUAGAGAUCAUGUGGUUUUUGGCGUAGAUCCCCCUCUGAACGAGAUUUUUUUCCACUGUUGUCUUUAGGGUUCGGUAGAAUCGUUAGAAUUAAUCCUCGCAGUCUGUAUACCGUAGAAGAGAGUUACGUUUUGGAACCUCGGCGUCCCAGCGCGGCAGACACUGGGGACAGGUCAAGCUGUGAUGAAGUCUCAUAUGGUUCCCCAUUGGAGCUGACAUUUAAAGUCUGUAUCAAAGCUCCAUUUACAAAAACAAAACUGGGUGAAAAUCCUAAAAAAUCCACCACACACACACACACAUACACCCUUCAUAAACCAACAGAGUCUGAAACAAAGUUUCACACCAACACCUUACCAUGGCCAGCAGAAGGAAGUCAACUAUUCCAUGUAUGGUCCGUGCUACUGUAAUGGCAGAACAGGAUGACCCAGAUGAGAUGGAGAUCAUUGGAGACGCCUUGGUGGAAAACGGGUCUCCGAAGCUGUUGUCUAGUGAGGAUUGGACUUCAGGAAACGGGGCCCAAAGUAAGCAGAAGGAUGUAGAGCAGGACAAGCCAGCAGCAGAUACUCCACAGCCACGGAAGCCACAAGGAGGCUAUGAAUGUAAGUAUUGCCCUUACUCCACGCAGAACUUGAACGAGUUCACGGAACAUGUGGACUCGAACCAUCCCAACGUCAUUCUCAACCCUCUGUACGUGUGUGCAGAGUGCAGCUUCAACACAAAAAAAUAUGACACAUUGUCGGAACAUAAUAUGAAAUGUCAUCCCGGGGAGAGCAAUUUCAAGCUGAAGUUGAUCAAACGAAACAGCCAAACAAUUUUGGAGCAGACAAUUGAAGGCGCCAACAGUACUGCUGGUGUGAUCAGUGGUGAGAAUGCUACUCCUGCAAUCUCUGUGAGUAAAACACCAAUGAUGAAAAUGGGGAAGCCAAAAAUAGACACCAAACGUUUACCCAGGAAGGGAGAUGACCUACAGAAUCUGUCAGUGAGUUCGGAAAUGGUCACAGAUCCUAUUCCUACUAUAAAUGUCAACAGGACGGUUAUAAUCCCUGAAGCUUCAGUUCCAGAAGGGUUGACACACGUUAUGCCAUCUUUACAGCGGCCCCCCAAUUACAACUUGGUGCCCAAAAUUGCUGUCCCCCUGAACACUACCAAAUAUAACCCGUCAUUGGACGUUAACAUGAUCCUCAUUAAUUCAUUCAAUAAGUUUCCCUACCCAACACAGGCAGAGCUCUCCUGGCUGACAGCAGCCUCAAAACACCCUGAGGAGCAAAUAAGGGUCUGGUUCAUUGUCCAGCGACUAAAGCGUGGCAUCAGCUGGUCUCCUGAGGAGGUGGAAGAGGCCAGGAAGAAAAUGUUUAAUGGUACCAUCCAGCCCAUGACACAGACCUUAACAAUCUUGCCUGCGCAACUAGCCAGGAACACUAAAGUCUCACAGCCCCUUAUACAGACUCUUCCCUGCCAGAUCUUAGGACAGACCAGUUUGGUACUGACCCAGGUCGCCAAUGGAUCAACCAUGACUUACUCCCCCAUCACACUGACCGUAGCCGACCAAGUGCAGCCCCUCAAGCGGCCUUUGCCAGCUCCAGUCGUGACCCCUGAAGCAAAACGAGCAAGUGUCAGCCAUGUGGUUCAGUCUCACCCAAAUCCUGCUACGCCCAUCACGUCUCCUUCUAUGGACCGCAAGAAGACCAGGGAGCAGAUCUCGGAGCUUAAGGCCAGCUUCCUCAAGAGCCAGUUUCCAGAAGACAAAGAAGUCUACAGGCUUAUUGAGGCCACGGGCCUGUCAAGGGGGGAGAUCAAGAAGUGGUUUAGCGACCACCGCUAUCGGACUCAAAGGGGCAUUGUAAACAUCACCAGUGACUCUGUAGCCAAAGACAUGGCAGAAAGGUCCAGUCGACCUCAGAGCCCAUGCAUUCACACAGCACAGCAGAGGUUAAAAGUGAGUACCCCAGAGCAACUAAAGAUCCUGGAGGCCAACUUCCAGAAAACCAGCUUUCCAACACCGGUGGAGGUCGACCGUCUGAUGUUAGACACCAGCCUGUCCAGAAACGAGAUCGACAACUGGUUUUUGGAGAGUCGGAUAGUACGAGACAACAUAGAGCAAGCCCUGUUGAACUCCAUGGAUUCACAUAAGAAAGAGGAUCGGCAACAGCCAAGGGCACUCAACGGUACACACAGGCAAGGGGACCAGGUGAGGGCAUCUCCCCUACCCACUGUUGCCUCAAUCCCCCUAGAACAAAAAACACUGGAGCUUCUUAAAGGUGUUUUUGCACAGACUCGGUGGCCUUCUCCUGAGGAGUACGACGAAUUGGCGCUUAAGACGGGGCUGGCCCACACAGAAAUUGUCCGGUGGUUCAUGGAAAAUCGGUCCGCUCUUAAGAGUGGGAGCUUGAAGUGGAUGGAGCAGUACCAGAAACUGAAUGGAGAGGGCCAUAAUGGACAGAGCCAGACCACCCUGGUCUCCAAAAGUGGCCAUUCUGUCCUCCAGCAGCACUACCAGGAGUUUAAGGAGUUACGGGAGGAUGACCUGGAAAAGCUGGUGGAGGGGUCCAAACUGAGCUAUCAGGAGAUAAGGGACUGGUUUGCCAACAGGCAGGGAGAGGACAAGCUUGACAGAGCAGAGCACGUUAGCCAAAGCAGGCGUUCAAGUGAGGAGCAGGGGGACUGGGUGGAGGUGACGGUCGGGGUGGAUGAAGAUGAGGACCGUGUUUCUGACUGCAUGGAAGCAGGGUAUGAAAUGAUUGAAGGCGACUCAGAAGGCAUGACAGGAUAAACUGUUACACGAAGGCGAUUGAAUUUUGACUGCUGUCAGUUGUACAGAACAUCUUCUUUUUGAAGAGGACAGAGAUUAAAAAAAAAAAAAAAAAAAAAGUUAUAUUUUAUAUUUGGAAACAGUGACUGCAUAUGAAUCACAGUUUUGGAGACACAAUGAACUGAGAAUCUGUAGUAGCCACAUUUGAGUGUCAAAGCUGUACUUCUGUGUUGCAACAAAAAGAUUCCUUGUAAAUAUUUUUUUCUGAAUUGCCACAGAUUUGUACAAUUUUGGGAAAUUUUGUUAACGUUUAUAAUUGGUGCAUUGUUUCUGCUGUUAAUUUCAUUUCCAUUUUGUUGUGGUUGAUCAUUUUAGUGGUUUCAGCAUUUUGUAGACAUGGCAACCCCUAUUGGUUUUAGUAGUAUUUUAUUCUAUUUAAACAGAAUAAAUCUAACUUUAAAUAACAAUAAUGGCUGCCAUACCAGCCUGAUGGAUUUCAAAGAGUUAAACAGGUGGUUACUGUAUGAUCUAUGGAUGGGCAUUUCUGUAUAUUUGAGUAAUCCAAUACACAUACUUUACAAUAUAAUACUUUACAUCUGGCUAAACAUAAUGCUUAAAUUAAUACCAAAACUGAUGUAAAAAAUAACAAUCGUGGCACUAUCUGACAAAUCUUCAAUAAGUGCUGUUUUAAACAGGAAGUACAAAUACAAUGCAUAAAGCCCAAUUUAUGCAUACUUGCCAAACAGACAAUAAAGGCAAAAUAAUAAUAUACAGAUUAUAAUGAAUCAAUAAAUGAUGUCUUCAUUGGACAACUAUACAUUUUUUUUUAUAUAUAAAUAAUGCCAUACAGAGUAGACUAAAUAAUUGAAUGUCAUUAAUUAAAUAUCAAGUUCAAUCUCAAGUGCUGAUAGUCCGUGUCUCUAGCGAUCAUGUCAACCAGUAGGUUUGUUAUACUUCCCUUUUUUUGUGCAUUUGGUGGUAAACUCUAAAGGUUAGUUUUGAUUUACCUAUCUUAUUUGCUUUGUAAAAUACCUUUAUUUUUGUAGUCUCUUGUAUUAAUUAAAGACUAAUUAAGUAAAUAUAGUUUUAAUAUGUGCAAUGGUGCAUUCCAACCGCCUCCGUUACCCAUAGCUACAGUAUUUGUAUUGCCCUGUACUUUUCAGGAGCAUCUGUCAGGAGGUUAGCACAAUUUAGCGCCAUUGAAAGAAAUAAUAAUCUAUUUCAUGUUUAUUUAUUUAUUUAUUUAUUUACAGUCACACAUUGGGUUGCAGUUUAGCAUGGUUAAUGGGUCUGUUCAGACCAUUUAGACGUGUUGCAAUACAAGAUUAGUUAGUCAUUUUCUAAACGGUUACCAUUUUCUAGUCGAUUAUUCGAAUAUACAAUUACACAUGCCCAUCCCUAGUAUGGUCCCAAUAGGGAAUAUUUAGUCUUGUGAGAAGCACUUACGUGAGAGAACAAUAAAGGUGGUAGCCCCUGCUAAUCUGGACCAGGGAGCAACGUUGUAAUAAAUGGAUAUUUAAGAGGAUUUCUUUUUUUUUUUUUAUAUAUAUAUAUUUUUUUUUAAAUCAAAGAAACACAAAAUGAGUUAGAGGUAUGUAUUUUAACAACCUACAGUGUAUCCCAUUUCUCUUUUGCAUCUUGUUUCACAGUGUGGGGACACGAUAGCAGUACGUUUACUACAUGUUAGCCUUUUAGGAGAUCCUAGUGUUAGUGCACUUUAUACAGCAGAAAUAGACCAUGCUUCCAGAUUAUUCUUUAUCUUGUGUACAGCUUCUACAAUAGUGUUAUAUGUUCAAAGAAGUUUAUACUGCAAUACUAUGCUGUUCUGGAGAUCACGAUUUUAAGUUUUUUUUUUAAACCAGUUGCCCAUCUGCUGUAAUCCAAUAAACACAAACUAUUCAAA